GCAGGGCCGAGCGGCUGGGCGGUGGCAGUACGCGAUCCUGUCGACACUCUUGGGCCAUGGUAGUGGUGGCAUCCGCGCAGAGCCCAGCCUCCGGGGCUCCCAAAGUGCUUCUGCUGUCCAGCAAGCCCACCGCUGCCGCCGGAGCGCCGGCCGGCCGGAAUGUGCCACUCAUGCUGCCGGCCGGCCAGCGAGGGGCCGGCCCAGAGGCAGAGAGCGGGGGUCCAACCCAGGCUCGAAAGCGACAGCGCCUCACACACCUGAGCCCCGAGGAGAAGGCACUGCGGAGGAAACUGAAAAACAGAGUAGCAGCUCAGACUGCCAGAGACCGAAAGAAAGCUCGAAUGAGUGAGCUGGAACAACAAGUGGUAGAUUUGGAAGAAGAGAACCAAAAACUUUUGCAAGAAAAUCAACUUUUACGAGAGAAAACUCAUGGCCUUGUAGUAGAGAACCAGGAGUUAAGACAGCGCUUGGGGAUGGAUGCCCAGGUUCAGGAUGCUACAGUAGAAGAGGAGAAGGAGACCAAGGGGGAUGAAGCGAGGCCGGUGGCCGGGUCUGCUGAGUCCGCAGCACUCAGACUACGUGCAUCUGCAGCAGGUGCAGGCCCAGUUGUUGCCCCUCCAGAACAUCUCCCCAUGGAUUCUGACGGUGCUGACUCUUCGGACUCUGAGUCUGAUAUCUUGUUGGGUAUUCUGUUCAACCUGGACCCAGUCAUGUUGCUCAGAUGUCCUUCUCCAGAGCCUACCAGCGUGGAGCAGCCCCCAGAGGUCUACCCAGAAGGACCCAGUUCCUUACCGGCCUCCCCUUCUCCAUUACUGGGGACGUCAUCAGCCAAGCUGGAAGCCAUUAAUGAACUGAUUCGUUUUGACCAUGUAUAUACCAAGCCCCUAGUCUUAGAGAUCCCCUCUGAGACAGAGAGCCAAGCUAAUGUGGUAGUGAAAAUUGAGGAAGCACCUUCCAGCCCCUCAGAGAAAGAUCUCCCUGAAUUAACUGUCGCAGUGAAGGAAGAACUUGUAGAAGAUGACUUCAUUCCAGAGCUGGACAUCCCAGAUGUACUUUCAUCCAGCCACUGCCUGAAGCCAUCUUCCUGCCUACUGGAUGCUUACAGUGACUGUAGAUAUGAGGGCUCUCCUUCCCCUUUCAGCGACAUGUCCUCUUUGCUUGAUGCAGACCAUUCUUGGGAGGACAGCUUUGCCAAUGAGCUUUUCCCCCAGCUUAUUAGUGUCUAAGGAAUGAUCCACUACUACCCUUUUCCUUGACUAUUACACUGCCUGGAAGAUAGCAGAGGCGCCUUUUUGUGCUUCAUCCAAAAGCCAAAGUAGAAGGUACAUAGUGAAGAAUUUGUCUAUUCAAACCUCACAGGUCACCCCAGGUAUUAUCUUUUGACAUUCAGCAGUGUGCAAGGUACUUUGAUACAGUACAAUAAUGCAAAAUUACAGCUUUUGAGGUUGUACCUUGAGGGCAGCAGUUUGCCCUAAAAUACUUACGUAGAGGACAUCAGACAGGGAAUUUAUAAGUGGCCCUUUAUCAUUUCUCCCUUCUCAGCAUCCCAGGCUUGCCUCCAAUUUUAGGUCCUUUAGUUUGCUUCUGCAAGCAAAGAGAAACCUACCUGAGGGGGCUCCUUUUCCCUCAUGUACAGUUCCAGUAAAGAUCAAGAAUCUUUUAUAAAGCUAUAGAAAUUUACUAUGUAAAUGCUCGAUGGCAUCUUUCCCUGCUAGUAAAACUUCUGAAGGUGCUUUCUCCAUUUAUUUAAAACUACCCAUGCAAUUAAAAAGUGCAAUGCAG
Molecule: messenger RNA, 1782 nt
Organism: Phyllostomus discolor (pale spear-nosed bat)
Lineage: Eukaryota; Metazoa; Chordata; Mammalia; Chiroptera; Phyllostomidae
Gene: XBP1
Product: X-box binding protein 1
Cellular component (GO): nucleus
Molecular function (GO): RNA polymerase II transcription regulatory region sequence-specific DNA binding; DNA-binding transcription factor activity, RNA polymerase II-specific
Source: RefSeq, a predicted model, not a curated record